UGGCAGAACGUUUCAUAUCGUUUAACGAUCUGGUCAUAUAUGUGUCGAUAAGUUCGGGUGUGCACUCAAUUUUUAAGUGAUAUUUACCGUGAAUUUCAACCAAGUAUACACCGUGCCAUAUUUUAUUCAUAAAACUAAAAAAAAAUCAAGCCGAUUUUUUCUUUCGAAAAACGGAUUUUCGUUUGUGAAUUUAAUAUCUCUCAAAUUUUGAAAGUAAAAUUAAAUCAUUAUCAUUUUUUAUUUUGUAAACGGUGACAUUUUUGAAUGGCAACAAAAAAUUGAAGUUCAUCUUUGCCAUAUUUGAAAACAUUUUGUGUAUAAUCCUGAAUUCUGUGACGCGCUUCGGGCUUCUUAAAGAAGCCGAUUUAACGCCGCCAAAUUCGCCCGUGUCUUUGGCAUCACCGGUGACAUCAAUGGUCGAAACCAAUUCGAAUCAAAUGACUGUUCGAAGUGUACCGCACCAAAAAAAUCAAUCAAUUCCAAAUCAAGCCUAUUUAACCACCGCCAUGCUGCUCGGCACACAAAAUUGUAACUACUUAGGACAACGAUUGAAUAAUUUAAGGGAGCAUAUUGCCGAUAAUGAUUUGAUAUUGAAUGCAAGUGUUCAUCAAAUUCCACAACAAAUGGGACAAAUGCAAUCGAGUCCCGCCAAUUUGAAUCGAAUUAAAUUGGAAAAAGACACCGAAAAAGAGACGCUACAGCGGAAAGAUGAUGCAAAAAUUCGUGAUUGUAACAGUGGAUCGAUGGCAACGUCAAACUUUACGAUUGAUAGCAUUUUGGCAACGAAACCCGUUGAUAUUAAAUUCGAAUACAAUUCAAAGUCAGAGAGUCGAUCGCCGAGCAAUUCACCGUCGCUCAGCACAACAUCAAGCCCAGUUCGACCGACAAGGGUACCAGCCAUGCUACAUCCUGGUUUACAUUUGUCACAUCUAGCCGCAGCCGCUGCCACUGGCUUUGGCAAUCCAUCCGAUUUUCUUGUUGCAGCUUAUCCGAAUUUUUAUCCACAGUACAUGCAUGCGGCGGCGGUUGCACAUGUUGCUGCCGCUGCACAAAUGCAGGCACAUACAGCGCAUACGUCGUUAUCACAUCAUCAUCACAGUGGUCACUUGGGUCAUGGACCACCACCAAAACGGAAGCGUCGCCAUCGUACCAUUUUCACUGAAGAGCAACUCGAACAAUUGGAAAAAACAUUUGAAAGCACACACUACCCAGAUGUGCUACUGCGCGAACAAUUAGCACUAAAGGUUGAUCUGAAAGAAGAACGCGUUGAGGUUUGGUUUAAGAACCGACGUGCCAAAUUCCGUAAGAAUAAACGAGAGGAAAGCGAACGGCUUAGAAAAUUACAAGAGGAUCAUUUAAAUAAUGGUUCGUUAAAAUGCAAUUUAAACGAAUCCACAUCAUCGUUCAAUGGCUUAACCGUUGGUCCUGUAAGCAGCAAUAACAACACCACAAAAACAUCACUUGGACAUUCAAAUCUCAUGUACACAUACAGUGACGCCGACGAUUCAUCAUCCGAUUUAGAAGUUGCAUGAAAUCAUUUUAAUUAGACAAAUUCCAACAUAACAUUCUACAUUUUAGGUUAAAUUUCUAUUUGUGCAUAUCUUUAUAUCAUCAUUCGCCCAUUAUGUCUAUAAGUAAAUUAAUAUUUAGCGACUCAAGCUC
Contarinia nasturtii (swede midge) is the source of this 1662-nucleotide messenger RNA. RefSeq names its product homeobox protein goosecoid (gene Gsc). Gene Ontology annotation, biological process: regulation of transcription by RNA polymerase II. NCBI's taxonomy places the organism in Eukaryota, Metazoa, Arthropoda, Insecta, Diptera, Cecidomyiidae. The record is from RefSeq and is a predicted model, not a curated record. The transcript has 3 exons. The coding region runs from base 414 to 1532 and encodes 372 amino acids. Gene Ontology annotation, molecular function: DNA-binding transcription factor activity, RNA polymerase II-specific; RNA polymerase II transcription regulatory region sequence-specific DNA binding.